This is a messenger RNA of Schizophyllum commune H4-8, 973 nucleotides long. Its product is annotated as N-terminal nucleophile aminohydrolase. NCBI's taxonomy places the organism in Eukaryota, Fungi, Basidiomycota, Agaricomycetes, Agaricales, Schizophyllaceae. Bases 20 to 823 code for a protein of 267 amino acids. The transcript has 7 exons. Gene Ontology annotation, biological process: ubiquitin-dependent protein catabolic process. The record is from RefSeq and is a predicted model, not a curated record. Gene Ontology annotation, cellular component: proteasome core complex; nucleus; proteasome core complex, alpha-subunit complex.
CUUGUCGCUGCCCAUCACAAUGUCCAGGUCCUACGAUCGCGCCCUCACCGUCUUCUCCCCCGAUGGCCAUCUCUUCCAGGUCGAGUACGCUUUGGAAGCAGUGAGGAAGGGGACGUGCGCCGUAGGCGUGCGCGGGAAGGACGUCGUCGUUCUCGGCGUCGAGAAGAAGUCCGUCUUGCAGCUCCAAGAUCCCCGCACCGUUCGCAAGGUCGUCAUGUUGGACGAUCACGUAUGCUUGGCCUUCGCUGGUCUCACUGCCGACGGUCGCAUCUUGAUUGACAAGGCACGGAUAGAAUGCCAGAGCCAUCGCCUCACCGUCGAAGAUCCCGUCACCAUCGAAUACAUUACGCGUCACAUCGCUGGCAUCCAACAACGCUACACCCAAUCCGGAGGCGUCCGCCCCUUCGGUAUCUCCACCCUCAUCGUUGGCUUCGACCCCCAUGACACGCGUCCACGACUUUACCAAACCGAACCCAGCGGUAUCUACAGUGCAUGGAAGGCAAAUGCCAUCGGCCGCUCCUCGAAAACCGUGCGCGAGUUCCUGGAGAAGAAUCACAAGGACGACAUGUCGCGCGAAGAGAGCAUCAAGCUCACUGUCAAGAGCUUGCUUGAGGUUGUCCAGACUGGCGCAAAGAACAUCGAGAUCAGCGUCAUGGAAAGCUACGGCAAGGUCACCACGCUCGAACUCGCUGAGAUCGAGGGCAUUGUGGCUGAGAUCGAGAGGGAGAAGGAGGCGGAGGCGGAGCGCAAGCGCUCGAGAUUGGCAGCGAGCUCUGCGGGCCAGGCGGCGAUGUCGCAGCGGGUGGCAGACCAAGGGCAGUAGUUCAAACCUGUAUUAUCACAUCACUUUCACGAAAUGUUGUUGCACGCUCAGGGUAGCACAGUUGUGACCUGUGAAUUAACGGAUAGCCGCAUCGAGGACGUGAUCGCCUCUGUGCCACCAAUUAUGAUCAGGGGAGUAUAUUUACAGGCG